Molecule: messenger RNA, 9201 nt
Organism: Closterium sp. Yama58-4
Lineage: Eukaryota; Viridiplantae; Streptophyta; Zygnematophyceae; Desmidiales; Closteriaceae
Source: the annotation of a GenBank genome assembly
AUGCCUUAUUGCACCUCGCCUCCCAAGCACCUCGCCUCCCAAGCACCUCGCCUCCCAAGCACCUCACUACCUUGUUGCCCCCACCUGCGCGCACAAGAUGAGGCACAAGAUGAGGCACAAGAUGAGGCACAAGAUGAGGCACAAGAUGAGGCACAAGAUGAGGCACAAGAUGAGGCACAAGAUGAGGCACAAGAUGAGGCACAAGAUGAGGCACAAGAUGAGGCACAAGAUGAGGCACAAGAUGAGGCACAAGAUGAGGCACAAGAUGAGGCACAAGAUGAGGCACAAGAUGAGGCACAAGAUGAGGCACAAGAUGAGGCACAAGAUGAGGCACAAGAUGAGGCACAAGAUGAGGCACAAGAUGAGGCACAAGAUGAGGCACAAGAUGAGGCACAAGAUGAGGCACAAGAUGAGGCACAAGAUGAGGCACAAGAUGAGGCACAAGAUGAGGCACAAGAUGAGGCACAAGAUGAGGCACAAGAUGAGGCACAAGAUGAGGCACAAGAUGAGGCACAAGAUGAGGCACAAGAUGAGGCACAAGAUGAGGCACAAGAUGAGGCACAAGAUGAGGCACAAGAUGAGGCACAAGAUGAGGCACAAGAUGAGGCACAAGAUGAGGCACAAGAUGAGGCACAAGAUGAGGCACAAGAUGAGGCACAAGAUGAGGCACAAGAUGAGGCACAAGAUGAGGCACAAGAUGAGGCACAAGAUGAGGCACAAGAUGAGGCACAAGAUGAGGCACAAGAUGAGGCACAAGAUGAGGCACAAGAUGAGGCACAAGAUGAGGCACAAGAUGAGGCACAAGAUGAGGCACAAGAUGAGGCACAAGAUGAGGCACAAGAUGAGGCACAAGAUGAGGCACAAGAUGAGGCACAAGAUGAGGCACAAGAUGAGGCACAAGAUGAGGCACAAGAUGAGGCACAAGAUGAGGCACAAGAUGAGGCACAAGAUGAGGCACAAGAUGAGGCACAAGAUGAGGCACAAGAUGAGGCACAAGAUGAGGCACAAGAUGAGGCACAAGAUGAGGCACAAGAUGAGGCACAAGAUGAGGCACAAGAUGAGGCACAAGAUGAGGCACAAGAUGAGGCACAAGAUGAGGCACAAGAUGAGGCACAAGAUGAGGCACAAGAUGAGGCACAAGAUGAGGCACAAGAUGAGGCACAAGAUGAGGCACAAGAUGAGGCACAAGAUGAGGCACAAGAUGAGGCACAAGAUGAGGCACAAGAUGAGGCACAAGAUGAGGCACAAGAUGAGGCACAAGAUGAGGCACAAGAUGAGGCACAAGAUGAGGCACAAGAUGAGGCACAAGAUGAGGCACAAGAUGAGGCACAAGAUGAGGCACAAGAUGAGGCACAAGAUGAGGCACAAGAUGAGGCACAAGAUGAGGCACAAGAUGAGGCACAAGAUGAGGCACAAGAUGAGGCACAAGAUGAGGCACAAGAUGAGGCACAAGAUGAGGCACAAGAUGAGGCACAAGAUGAGGCACAAGAUGAGGCACAAGAUGAGGCACAAGAUGAGGCACAAGAUGAGGCACAAGAUGAGGCACAAGAUGAGGCACAAGAUGAGGCACAAGAUGAGGCACAAGAUGAGGCACAAGAUGAGGCACAAGAUGAGGCACAAGAUGAGGCACAAGAUGAGGCACAAGAUGAGGCACAAGAUGAGGCACAAGAUGAGGCACAAGAUGAGGCACAAGAUGAGGCACAAGAUGAGGCACAAGAUGAGGCACAAGAUGAGGCACAAGAUGAGGCACAAGAUGAGGCACAAGAUGAGGCACAAGAUGAGGCACAAGAUGAGGCACAAGAUGAGGCACAAGAUGAGGCACAAGAUGAGGCACAAGAUGAGGCACAAGAUGAGGCACAAGAUGAGGCACAAGAUGAGGCACAAGAUGAGGCACAAGAUGAGGCACAAGAUGAGGCACAAGAUGAGGCACAAGAUGAGGCACAAGAUGAGGCACAAGAUGAGGCACAAGAUGAGGCACAAGAUGAGGCACAAGAUGAGGCACAAGAUGAGGCACAAGAUGAGGCACAAGAUGAGGCACAAGAUGAGGCACAAGAUGAGGCACAAGAUGAGGCACAAGAUGAGGCACAAGAUGAGGCACAAGAUGAGGCACAAGAUGAGGCACAAGAUGAGGCACAAGAUGAGGCACAAGAUGAGGCACAAGAUGAGGCACAAGAUGAGGCACAAGAUGAGGCACAAGAUGAGGCACAAGAUGAGGCACAAGAUGAGGCACAAGAUGAGGCACAAGAUGAGGCACAAGAUGAGGCACAAGAUGAGGCACAAGAUGAGGCACAAGAUGAGGCACAAGAUGAGGCACAAGAUGAGGCACAAGAUGAGGCACAAGAUGAGGCACAAGAUGAGGCACAAGAUGAGGCACAAGAUGAGGCACAAGAUGAGGCACAAGAUGAGGCACAAGAUGAGGCACAAGAUGAGGCACAAGAUGAGGCACAAGAUGAGGCACAAGAUGAGGCACAAGAUGAGGCACAAGAUGAGGCACAAGAUGAGGCACAAGAUGAGGCACAAGAUGAGGCACAAGAUGAGGCACAAGAUGAGGCACAAGAUGAGGCACAAGAUGAGGCACAAGAUGAGGCACAAGAUGAGGCACAAGAUGAGGCACAAGAUGAGGCACAAGAUGAGGCACAAGAUGAGGCACAAGAUGAGGCACAAGAUGAGGCACAAGAUGAGGCACAAGAUGAGGCACAAGAUGAGGCACAAGAUGAGGCACAAGAUGAGGCACAAGAUGAGGCACAAGAUGAGGCACAAGAUGAGGCACAAGAUGAGGCACAAGAUGAGGCACAAGAUGAGGCACAAGAUGAGGCACAAGAUGAGGCACAAGAUGAGGCACAAGAUGAGGCACAAGAUGAGGCACAAGAUGAGGCACAAGAUGAGGCACAAGAUGAGGCACAAGAUGAGGCACAAGAUGAGGCACAAGAUGAGGCACAAGAUGAGGCACAAGAUGAGGCACAAGAUGAGGCACAAGAUGAGGCACAAGAUGAGGCACAAGAUGAGGCACAAGAUGAGGCACAAGAUGAGGCACAAGAUGAGGCACAAGAUGAGGCACAAGAUGAGGCACAAGAUGAGGCACAAGAUGAGGCACAAGAUGAGGCACAAGAUGAGGCACAAGAUGAGGCACAAGAUGAGGCACAAGAUGAGGCACAAGAUGAGGCACAAGAUGAGGCACAAGAUGAGGCACAAGAUGAGGCACAAGAUGAGGCACAAGAUGAGGCACAAGAUGAGGCACAAGAUGAGGCACAAGAUGAGGCACAAGAUGAGGCACAAGAUGAGGCACAAGAUGAGGCACAAGAUGAGGCACAAGAUGAGGCACAAGAUGAGGCACAAGAUGAGGCACAAGAUGAGGCACAAGAUGAGGCACAAGAUGAGGCACAAGAUGAGGCACAAGAUGAGGCACAAGAUGAGGCACAAGAUGAGGCACAAGAUGAGGCACAAGAUGAGGCACAAGAUGAGGCACAAGAUGAGGCACAAGAUGAGGCACAAGAUGAGGCACAAGAUGAGGCACAAGAUGAGGCACAAGAUGAGGCACAAGAUGAGGCACAAGAUGAGGCACAAGAUGAGGCACAAGAUGAGGCACAAGAUGAGGCACAAGAUGAGGCACAAGAUGAGGCACAAGAUGAGGCACAAGAUGAGGCACAAGAUGAGGCACAAGAUGAGGCACAAGAUGAGGCACAAGAUGAGGCACAAGAUGAGGCACAAGAUGAGGCACAAGAUGAGGCACAAGAUGAGGCACAAGAUGAGGCACAAGAUGAGGCACAAGAUGAGGCACAAGAUGAGGCACAAGAUGAGGCACAAGAUGAGGCACAAGAUGAGGCACAAGAUGAGGCACAAGAUGAGGCACAAGAUGAGGCACAAGAUGAGGCACAAGAUGAGGCACAAGAUGAGGCACAAGAUGAGGCACAAGAUGAGGCACAAGAUGAGGCACAAGAUGAGGCACAAGAUGAGGCACAAGAUGAGGCACAAGAUGAGGCACAAGAUGAGGCACAAGAUGAGGCACAAGAUGAGGCACAAGAUGAGGCACAAGAUGAGGCACAAGAUGAGGCACAAGAUGAGGCACAAGAUGAGGCACAAGAUGAGGCACAAGAUGAGGCACAAGAUGAGGCACAAGAUGAGGCACAAGAUGAGGCACAAGAUGAGGCACAAGAUGAGGCACAAGAUGAGGCACAAGAUGAGGCACAAGAUGAGGCACAAGAUGAGGCACAAGAUGAGGCACAAGAUGAGGCACAAGAUGAGGCACAAGAUGAGGCACAAGAUGAGGCACAAGAUGAGGCACAAGAUGAGGCACAAGAUGAGGCACAAGAUGAGGCACAAGAUGAGGCACAAGAUGAGGCACAAGAUGAGGCACAAGAUGAGGCACAAGAUGAGGCACAAGAUGAGGCACAAGAUGAGGCACAAGAUGAGGCACAAGAUGAGGCACAAGAUGAGGCACAAGAUGAGGCACAAGAUGAGGCACAAGAUGAGGCACAAGAUGAGGCACAAGAUGAGGCACAAGAUGAGGCACAAGAUGAGGCACAAGAUGAGGCACAAGAUGAGGCACAAGAUGAGGCACAAGAUGAGGCACAAGAUGAGGCACAAGAUGAGGCACAAGAUGAGGCACAAGAUGAGGCACAAGAUGAGGCACAAGAUGAGGCACAAGAUGAGGCACAAGAUGAGGCACAAGAUGAGGCACAAGAUGAGGCACAAGAUGAGGCACAAGAUGAGGCACAAGAUGAGGCACAAGAUGAGGCACAAGAUGAGGCACAAGAUGAGGCACAAGAUGAGGCACAAGAUGAGGCACAAGAUGAGGCACAAGAUGAGGCACAAGAUGAGGCACAAGAUGAGGCACAAGAUGAGGCACAAGAUGAGGCACAAGAUGAGGCACAAGAUGAGGCACAAGAUGAGGCACAAGAUGAGGCACAAGAUGAGGCACAAGAUGAGGCACAAGAUGAGGCACAAGAUGAGGCACAAGAUGAGGCACAAGAUGAGGCACAAGAUGAGGCACAAGAUGAGGCACAAGAUGAGGCACAAGAUGAGGCACAAGAUGAGGCACAAGAUGAGGCACAAGAUGAGGCACAAGAUGAGGCACAAGAUGAGGCACAAGAUGAGGCACAAGAUGAGGCACAAGAUGAGGCACAAGAUGAGGCACAAGAUGAGGCACAAGAUGAGGCACAAGAUGAGGCACAAGAUGAGGCACAAGAUGAGGCACAAGAUGAGGCACAAGAUGAGGCACAAGAUGAGGCACAAGAUGAGGCACAAGAUGAGGCACAAGAUGAGGCACAAGAUGAGGCACAAGAUGAGGCACAAGAUGAGGCACAAGAUGAGGCACAAGAUGAGGCACAAGAUGAGGCACAAGAUGAGGCACAAGAUGAGGCACAAGAUGAGGCACAAGAUGAGGCACAAGAUGAGGCACAAGAUGAGGCACAAGAUGAGGCACAAGAUGAGGCACAAGAUGAGGCACAAGAUGAGGCACAAGAUGAGGCACAAGAUGAGGCACAAGAUGAGGCACAAGAUGAGGCACAAGAUGAGGCACAAGAUGAGGCACAAGAUGAGGCACAAGAUGAGGCACAAGAUGAGGCACAAGAUGAGGCACAAGAUGAGGCACAAGAUGAGGCACAAGAUGAGGCACAAGAUGAGGCACAAGAUGAGGCACAAGAUGAGGCACAAGAUGAGGCACAAGAUGAGGCACAAGAUGAGGCACAAGAUGAGGCACAAGAUGAGGCACAAGAUGAGGCACAAGAUGAGGCACAAGAUGAGGCACAAGAUGAGGCACAAGAUGAGGCACAAGAUGAGGCACAAGAUGAGGCACAAGAUGAGGCACAAGAUGAGGCACAAGAUGAGGCACAAGAUGAGGCACAAGAUGAGGCACAAGAUGAGGCACAAGAUGAGGCACAAGAUGAGGCACAAGAUGAGGCACAAGAUGAGGCACAAGAUGAGGCACAAGAUGAGGCACAAGAUGAGGCACAAGAUGAGGCACAAGAUGAGGCACAAGAUGAGGCACAAGAUGAGGCACAAGAUGAGGCACAAGAUGAGGCACAAGAUGAGGCACAAGAUGAGGCACAAGAUGAGGCACAAGAUGAGGCACAAGAUGAGGCACAAGAUGAGGCACAAGAUGAGGCACAAGAUGAGGCACAAGAUGAGGCACAAGAUGAGGCACAAGAUGAGGCACAAGAUGAGGCACAAGAUGAGGCACAAGAUGAGGCACAAGAUGAGGCACAAGAUGAGGCACAAGAUGAGGCACAAGAUGAGGCACAAGAUGAGGCACAAGAUGAGGCACAAGAUGAGGCACAAGAUGAGGCACAAGAUGAGGCACAAGAUGAGGCACAAGAUGAGGCACAAGAUGAGGCACAAGAUGAGGCACAAGAUGAGGCACAAGAUGAGGCACAAGAUGAGGCACAAGAUGAGGCACAAGAUGAGGCACAAGAUGAGGCACAAGAUGAGGCACAAGAUGAGGCACAAGAUGAGGCACAAGAUGAGGCACAAGAUGAGGCACAAGAUGAGGCACAAGAUGAGGCACAAGAUGAGGCACAAGAUGAGGCACAAGAUGAGGCACAAGAUGAGGCACAAGAUGAGGCACAAGAUGAGGCACAAGAUGAGGCACAAGAUGAGGCACAAGAUGAGGCACAAGAUGAGGCACAAGAUGAGGCACAAGAUGAGGCACAAGAUGAGGCACAAGAUGAGGCACAAGAUGAGGCACAAGAUGAGGCACAAGAUGAGGCACAAGAUGAGGCACAAGAUGAGGCACAAGAUGAGGCACAAGAUGAGGCACAAGAUGAGGCACAAGAUGAGGCACAAGAUGAGGCACAAGAUGAGGCACAAGAUGAGGCACAAGAUGAGGCACAAGAUGAGGCACAAGAUGAGGCACAAGAUGAGGCACAAGAUGAGGCACAAGAUGAGGCACAAGAUGAGGCACAAGAUGAGGCACAAGAUGAGGCACAAGAUGAGGCACAAGAUGAGGCACAAGAUGAGGCACAAGAUGAGGCACAAGAUGAGGCACAAGAUGAGGCACAAGAUGAGGCACAAGAUGAGGCACAAGAUGAGGCACAAGAUGAGGCACAAGAUGAGGCACAAGAUGAGGCACAAGAUGAGGCACAAGAUGAGGCACAAGAUGAGGCACAAGAUGAGGCACAAGAUGAGGCACAAGAUGAGGCACAAGAUGAGGCACAAGAUGAGGCACAAGAUGAGGCACAAGAUGAGGCACAAGAUGAGGCACAAGAUGAGGCACAAGAUGAGGCACAAGAUGAGGCACAAGAUGAGGCACAAGAUGAGGCACAAGAUGAGGCACAAGAUGAGGCACAAGAUGAGGCACAAGAUGAGGCACAAGAUGAGGCACAAGAUGAGGCACAAGAUGAGGCACAAGAUGAGGCACAAGAUGAGGCACAAGAUGAGGCACAAGAUGAGGCACAAGAUGAGGCACAAGAUGAGGCACAAGAUGAGGCACAAGAUGAGGCACAAGAUGAGGCACAAGAUGAGGCACAAGAUGAGGCACAAGAUGAGGCACAAGAUGAGGCACAAGAUGAGGCACAAGAUGAGGCACAAGAUGAGGCACAAGAUGAGGCACAAGAUGAGGCACAAGAUGAGGCACAAGAUGAGGCACAAGAUGAGGCACAAGAUGAGGCACAAGAUGAGGCACAAGAUGAGGCACAAGAUGAGGCACAAGAUGAGGCACAAGAUGAGGCACAAGAUGAGGCACAAGAUGAGGCACAAGAUGAGGCACAAGAUGAGGCACAAGAUGAGGCACAAGAUGAGGCACAAGAUGAGGCACAAGAUGAGGCACAAGAUGAGGCACAAGAUGAGGCACAAGAUGAGGCACAAGAUGAGGCACAAGAUGAGGCACAAGAUGAGGCACAAGAUGAGGCACAAGAUGAGGCACAAGAUGAGGCACAAGAUGAGGCACAAGAUGAGGCACAAGAUGAGGCACAAGAUGAGGCACAAGAUGAGGCACAAGAUGAGGCACAAGAUGAGGCACAAGAUGAGGCACAAGAUGAGGCACAAGAUGAGGCACAAGAUGAGGCACAAGAUGAGGCACAAGAUGAGGCACAAGAUGAGGCACAAGAUGAGGCACAAGAUGAGGCACAAGAUGAGGCACAAGAUGAGGCACAAGAUGAGGCACAAGAUGAGGCACAAGAUGAGGCACAAGAUGAGGCACAAGAUGAGGCACAAGAUGAGGCACAAGAUGAGGCACAAGAUGAGGCACAAGAUGAGGCACAAGAUGAGGCACAAGAUGAGGCACAAGAUGAGGCACAAGAUGAGGCACAAGAUGAGGCACAAGAUGAGGCACAAGAUGAGGCACAAGAUGAGGCACAAGAUGAGGCACAAGAUGAGGCACAAGAUGAGGCACAAGAUGAGGCACAAGAUGAGGCACAAGAUGAGGCACAAGAUGAGGCACAAGAUGAGGCACAAGAUGAGGCACAAGAUGAGGCACAAGAUGAGGCACAAGAUGAGGCACAAGAUGAGGCACAAGAUGAGGCACAAGAUGAGGCACAAGAUGAGGCACAAGAUGAGGCACAAGAUGAGGCACAAGAUGAGGCACAAGAUGAGGCACAAGAUGAGGCACAAGAUGAGGCACAAGAUGAGGCACAAGAUGAGGCACAAGAUGAGGCACAAGAUGAGGCACAAGAUGAGGCACAAGAUGAGGCACAAGAUGAGGCACAAGAUGAGGCACAAGAUGAGGCACAAGAUGAGGCACAAGAUGAGGCACAAGAUGAGGCACAAGAUGAGGCACAAGAUGAGGCACAAGAUGAGGCACAAGAUGAGGCACAAGAUGAGGCACAAGAUGAGGCACAAGAUGAGGCACAAGAUGAGGCACAAGAUGAGGCACAAGAUGAGGCACAAGAUGAGGCACAAGAUGAGGCACAAGAUGAGGCACAAGAUGAGGCACAAGAUGAGGCACAAGAUGAGGCACAAGAUGAGGCACAAGAUGAGGCACAAGAUGAGGCACAAGAUGAGGCACAAGAUGAGGCACAAGAUGAGGCACAAGAUGAGGCACAAGAUGAGGCACAAGAUGAGGCACAAGAUGAGGCACAAGAUGAGGCACAAGAUGAGGCACAAGAUGAGGCACAAGAUGAGGCACAAGAUGAGGCACAAGAUGAGGCACAAGAUGAGGCACAAGAUGAGGCACAAGAUGAGGCACAAGAUGAGGCACAAGAUGAGGCACAAGAUGAGGCACAAGUAGCGCAAGGAAAAGGGGCAAUAGGGUUGGAAAAGGGUCAAUAG